Molecule: messenger RNA, 3649 nt
Organism: Hipposideros armiger (great roundleaf bat)
Lineage: Eukaryota; Metazoa; Chordata; Mammalia; Chiroptera; Hipposideridae
Gene: HAS2
Product: hyaluronan synthase 2
Exons: 4
Coding region: 544-2202 (552 amino acids)
Biological process (GO): polysaccharide biosynthetic process; hyaluronan biosynthetic process; extracellular matrix assembly
Cellular component (GO): plasma membrane
Molecular function (GO): hyaluronan synthase activity
Source: RefSeq, a predicted model, not a curated record
GGCAACGACUGCGAGGAAGGAGAAGUCAAGACGUCUGGAAAGAAUUACCUAGUCCUGGCUUCCAGCAGCCCAUUGAACCAGGGACUUGAAUCAGCCCCAGCCAAAGACUUUCUCCCGGUUCUGCUGCGUCUUCACCCGGCUUUUUUUUUUUUUUUUGACACGAAAAAGAAAGGAGACUUUACGAUAUCAGGGGACAGGGACUGGAGCAAAAAACAAACAAAAAAACCCCUAAAUAAUAAUAAAUAAGAAAGUUAAUUUAUUUUUAAAGCACACAUUUUUCUUUUAAGACUUAAUAGACUGAAGUGCAACGGAAAUAUCAAAGAGAAUAGUAGUGAAUUUUCCUUUUAAAGUGGGGGAGAACCAAACCUUUAAGACUCCCCCCAUCCCUUUUAAAUGUUGUUUUUAAAUUUUUUAUUUUUUUUGGCCGGGCGUCUCAAAUUCAUCUGAUCUCUUAUUACCUCAAUUUUGGAAACUGCCCGCCACCGGCCCUCCGGGACCACACAGACAGGCUGAGGACAACUUUAUGACCAAGAGCUGAACAAGAUGCAUUGUGAGAGGUUUCUAUGCAUCCUGAGAAUAAUUGGAACCACGCUUUUUGGAGUCUCUCUCCUCCUGGGAAUCACCGCUGCUUAUAUUGUUGGCUACCAGUUUAUCCAAACCGAUAACUACUAUUUCUCUUUUGGACUCUAUGGUGCCUUUUUAGCAUCACACCUCAUCAUCCAAAGCCUGUUUGCCUUUUUGGAGCACCGAAAAAUGAAAAAAUCCCUGGAAACCCCCAUUAAAUUGAACAAAACUGUUGCUCUUUGCAUCGCUGCGUAUCAAGAAGACCCUGACUACUUACGGAAAUGUUUGCAAUCUGUGAAAAGGCUCACCUACCCUGGGAUUAAAGUUGUCAUGGUCAUAGAUGGGAACUCGGACGAUGACCUUUACAUGAUGGACAUUUUCAGUGAAGUCAUGGGCAGGGACAAAUCAGCCACCUAUAUCUGGAAGAACAACUUUCACGAGAAGGGUCCUGGCGAGACGGAAGAGUCCCAUAAAGAAAGCUCGCAACAUGUCACCCAGUUGGUCCUGUCCAACAAAAGUAUUUGCAUCAUGCAAAAAUGGGGUGGAAAAAGAGAAGUCAUGUACACGGCCUUCAGAGCACUGGGACGGAGCGUGGAUUAUGUACAGGUUUGUGACUCAGACACCAUGCUCGACCCAGCCUCAUCUGUGGAGAUGGUAAAAGUUUUGGAAGAGGAUCCCAUGGUUGGAGGUGUUGGUGGAGACGUCCAGAUUUUAAACAAGUAUGAUUCCUGGAUCUCCUUCCUCAGCAGUGUGAGAUACUGGAUGGCUUUCAACAUAGAAAGGGCCUGUCAGUCUUAUUUCGGCUGUGUCCAGUGCAUUAGCGGGCCUCUGGGGAUGUACAGAAACUCCUUGCUGCAUGAAUUUGUGGAAGACUGGUACAAUCAGGAAUUUAUGGGCAGCCAAUGCAGUUUUGGUGAUGACCGGCAUCUAACGAACCGAGUGCUGAGUCUGGGCUAUGCCACAAAAUACACCGCUCGAUCCAAGUGCCUUACGGAAACGCCCGUAGAAUAUCUCAGAUGGUUAAACCAACAGACCCGUUGGAGCAAGUCGUACUUCCGAGAGUGGCUGUACAAUGCGAUGUGGUUUCAUAAACAUCACUUGUGGAUGACCUACGAAGCGGUUAUCACCGGAUUCUUCCCUUUCUUUCUCAUCGCCACAGUGAUCCAGCUCUUCUACCGGGGCAAGAUUUGGAACAUCCUCCUCUUCUUGUUAACUGUCCAGUUGGUAGGUCUCAUAAAGUCAUCCUUUGCCAGCUGCCUUAGAGGAAACAUCGUCAUGGUCUUCAUGUCCCUCUACUCAGUGUUGUACAUGUCAAGUUUACUGCCCGCUAAGAUGUUUGCAAUUGCAACGAUAAACAAAGCUGGGUGGGGCACAUCUGGAAGGAAAACUAUUGUUGUGAAUUUCAUAGGACUCAUUCCAGUAUCAGUUUGGUUUACAAUCCUCCUGGGUGGUGUGAUUUUCACCAUUUAUAAGGAAUCUAAAAAGCCAUUCUCAGAAUCCAAACAGACAGUUCUCAUUGUUGGAACGUUGCUCUACGUAUGCUAUUGGGUCAUGCUUUUGACUCUGUAUGUGGUUCUCAUCAGUAAAUGUGGCAGGCGGAAGAAGGGACAACAGUAUGAUAUGGUGCUUGAUGUAUGAUCUUACGCUGUUUGACAUUUGCAAUCACAUAUGCAGACAAAACCUGAGUUCCUCUAGGGACUGUACCAUAUUGUGGCAUCAGAGAAUGCCACCAAAGGAGACAUAUCACUGCUGCUGGGACUUGAACUAAGACAUUUCUAUGGGUUUAUUAUGAUUCUGCCAAAGUAAAAUGAUACACCAACAAGAAGAAACUCAGAUUUAACUUGUUAUUUCUAUGAAAAUGGGAAGAAUUCUUUGUUUAUGCACUUUUUCCUUACUGUACAUCUGCCUAACAGUGUUUUUGCCCUAUAUACCUCACUAGCCAUGCUUUAUGUGGGUUAUCAUGGAAGAAAAGGAUAUUGGAAACUCAAGGAAAAGUUCUUUCAACAUAUACAACCUAACUUAUGGACUGUGUUGAUAGCUAAUUUUUUUUUUAAAGGAUUUUCUGUUUAACUCUACCAAAUGAAAUGCCAAAGGAAAUUUUAAAGGCCGUUGGCUGUGCUGUAUUUUUAUAUAAUUGUACUGUGUUUUAAAAUUUUGUAUGCCAAUUUUUAAAACAAAUUCUGCAUAUUCUAUAUUUUACUUCUCUGCCAAAAUACACCUGUUCUUCCUUUUUAAAAAAAUAAAAUAGGUUCUAAAAAAAUUCAAACUUAUAAAAAAAACAAAAACCUACCCAAAAUGUGAAGCUUGGUUGACUGAUGUUCAUGAUAGAAAGAAUAAACUGUUUCUCUCUCUCUCUACCGUUCAAAAUCGAAUAGUUUAUUUCUGUGAAAAAGUAUUUAAACAUUCAAUAUUUUAACUUUUUUUUUUCAUUUUUUUUUAGAAAAGGCCAAUAUACCUGUCACACUUUGAGAGUAAAAAUACAUACUUAUAUGUACAAAAAAAGUAAAUCAUUGAAAAUCAAGGCCAAAGGGGUAGAAAAGUGCAAUUUUUCCAUAAGAUUAAUAAAAGGGAGUGCUCGUCCUCGAAAGAAAACACUGGGCAUCCAGCACUGGACAUAACAUGUGUAUCAAAGAUAAAUAAUCAAUGGAGUUUCUGGCAGUGUUUUCCCAGGCUGAGUAAAAAGGAAAAUGGAAAAAAUUAUCUGUAUAAUUUGGACAAAUACAUUGUAGUUCAUCAUUUUGUUCUGGGGCCUGAAUUCACCAGUUGUCCCUAUGUUGAACAUAUUUUAUACCUGUCUUUCCCUCUCAGUUUGCCAGUUCACUUUACAUGUUAGUGUGAGAUUUCCAUGUUUGCGUUGGAUAAAUUAUAACUACAAAGCCUUUAGAUUCAAAAUAGCAGAUUUCACAUUCUAUCCUUUUACUUUCUAGGGAGGAUUAUUUUUUCUGAAUUAUACAGCUAAUUUCUUCAUCUCUUCUGUUCUUGGCCUACGUACAUAUGUUUACAUAGUAGAAAUAAUAUCGAGGUCUAAUAAGUGUAUCAAGAAUUGGCACAUUAAAAAAAAAAAAAAAGAUGAACCAGGUACCUG